Molecule: messenger RNA, 1671 nt
Organism: Brassica oleracea var. oleracea
Lineage: Eukaryota; Viridiplantae; Streptophyta; Magnoliopsida; Brassicales; Brassicaceae
Exons: 2
Coding region: 259-1383 (374 amino acids)
Molecular function (GO): methyltransferase activity
Source: RefSeq, a predicted model, not a curated record
CUGUUUGUAUCUACUACUCCACCAGAUUUGACUUCAAGGUCGGUCUCCUAGCUCAAAAAGCUUAUCUUACAGUGUCACUAACUCCAGAUAAUCUUAAGGCCAAAAAAAAGACUCGGUACUCUUGGCUUUAAGACACCAUUAAAGCCCAAGAAUCAGGUUCUCUCUCACAAAAAAAGAAUCAAGAAUCUCUGAGUAACGAAACAGAGAUUAAAGAACUUAGAUCCGAUAUAGGAGAAGCUCUUGAGGGAGAUACAAACAAUGGCAGGAUUCACUAUGAGCUUGAAUCUAUUUCUACUAGUAGCCAUGGUAGCUACCAACAUCCUCUCCCUCUACCACCUCUCCUCCACCACCAACUUCUUCCAGUCCGCCGUCAAAUUCUCCCCCUCCUCCGUCCCCACAGUCCCCGACCACCUCCUCCGUCAGCUUCACACGAUCCGCGCCGCCAUCAACCACCUCACAAACCACAGUCCAGACAAAUCGACUUCAACCGCCUCCUCCACCGUCUCCUCCUCCUCCGCGCCGCCGAAAGAUCUCCUCCUCUACUCCAAGCUCUCCCCCAUAGCUUCCGCUUGCCACAACUACCCCGACCUGCUCCACGAGUACAUGAACUACACUCCUUUCUCUCUCUGCCCCUCCGACGCCGAUCUCGCCGAGAAGCUCAUCCUCCGCGGCUGCCACCCUCUCCCUCGCCGCCGUUGCUUCUCCCGCACGCCAAGGGUUACAGAUUCAAAGCCUGAUUCUCAUGUUAUCUGGUCUUACUACUCAUCCUGCAAGACGUUCGAUUGCUUGGCGACGAAGUUCCCCGGCGCAGGCUUCGACCUCUCCGCCGAGAAGUCCAAAUCUCAGUUCUCCGCGUACAAGUCCGAGCUCGAUCUCCCGAUCACGCAGCUCCUCCAGAUCGCUAAAUCUGCAAACUCCGUCCUCCGCCUCGGGAUCGACGUCGGCGGUGGGACGGGAUCCUUCGCGGCGGCGAUGAAGGCGCGCAACGUCACCGUCGUGACCACGACGAUGAACUUCAACGCGCCGUACAGCGAGGCGGUGGCGCUGAGGGGGCUCGUGCCGCUUCACGUGCCUCUCCAGCAGCGGCUUCCGGUUUUUGACGGCGUGGUGGAUUUGGUUCGGUGUGGGAGGGCUGUGAACCGUUGGAUUCCGGUUACGGUUAUGGAGUUUUUCUUGUUUGAUUUGGACCGGGUUUUGAGAGGUGGUGGUUAUCUUUGGUUGGAUCGGUUCUUUAGCAAGAAGGUUGAUCUUGAGAAUGUGUAUGGGCCGAUGAUCGGGAAGUUGGGAUACAAGAAGGUGAAAUGGGCGGUGGCGAAUAAGGUGGAUUCGAAGCAUGGUGAAGUUUUCUUGACGGCUUUGCUUCAGAAACCUGUUGCAAGAUGAUGAACAAUCUUUUCUGAGGGCACUUUCGUCGAGUCUCAGAACGUGUAUGUUUGUAGCAAACAGCUUACUGUUGUUGAAGAUUUGGGAAACAAGAUUCUUGGAACAAUUAUAGAUAUGAAGCUUUUUCCAGCUGUAAGCACAGAAGCAACAAUGUGUUAAUUUCUGCAAAACAAGUAGUCAUUUUAAUGCCAAGUUUCUGAAUCUAUUGUUGUUAGAGGGACUGAUCAAGUUAUACAUAAUUUAUGAAUUCCUUCUGUCAACUUAUAUAUGCAUUCAUAUUAUUUGUAA